This is a messenger RNA of Metarhizium robertsii ARSEF 23, 2070 nucleotides long. RefSeq names its product heterokaryon incompatibility protein. The coding region runs from base 1 to 2070 and encodes 689 amino acids. The transcript has 2 exons. The record is from RefSeq and is a predicted model, not a curated record. NCBI's taxonomy places the organism in Eukaryota, Fungi, Ascomycota, Sordariomycetes, Hypocreales, Clavicipitaceae.
AUGUCGGAAUCCGCCCGGUCCAGUCCGCCCGUCAUGCACCAGCUUCAAUCCAUGUACCAUGCCGCCAUACAAGAUUUGCCGCCGCAUCUUUGCCAGAUGUGCGCCGACAUGACGGGCUCAGCGAGGGGUUUGUCCGCCUUGAUUUCAUCAGAAGGCUACCACCACAGCACAGUUCCGCAUGUUCGACAAGCCGCUGAAGGAGGCUGCAUGUUCUGCAGCGCAAUAUUGGACAUGUUACUGACUGGCCACUUGUACAGCCGUACCGCGGGCCAGGCUGCAAAACGUCUAGAAUUAGACGAUACCGUCAGAGCAUUCAUGACCGGCAAAGUGAGUCAGAGGGCCCAAUACGACAACCCCGGACUCAGGGCGCCAGUCAUGCUGCUCGAGGCCAUUGUUGUAAACUGGGUAUACCAGGGACAAGUAUGUGACUUUCAUGUACUUCAUAAAAAGGUUGGCUUUUACAUGGACAGGCCUGUUGUGUUUGGAGCAUUUACAAAUGCUGCCGAGCCAGUACAGAUCUGCCUGGUGGAAGCAGCGGGUAACCCUGUGAUUCUGUCCUUCAAACCUCAGCCUCUGUCCAUAUCUGCCGUCGGUGAUGACCUGGCUGAGGGAUAUAUGCGCUUGCGUAAAGAAUGCGCAGCCGACCACGCUUCCACUUGCCCCCCGGAUGUGGAACAUGCCCUACCCCUUCGUGUUAUUGACGUGGAAUGUCCGGGGACGCCGAUGAACAUUGGCCUUGUUGUCAACAACGCCAGUGCUCCCCGGCGUGGACGGUACGCUGCGCUGAGUUAUUGCUGGGGCGAACCGCCACACGUCUUCAAAACUACCACGUCUGUAAUGCAACAUGGUUUCCAACUGGAUUGGUCUACCGCGCCUAGCACUAUUGUAGAUGCCAUCACCAUCACCCGGAGACUUGGGUUGCGAUAUCUUUGGGUGGAUGCCGUAUGCAUCCUGCAAGACGACGAGGACGACAAGACGUCUCAAAUCAAGGACAUGGCGCGGAUAUACAAGAAUUCCGCCGUUACAAUUGUUGCUGCGAGCGCAUCCAGCGUCAAUCAAGGAUUCAAGGACAAGUCAGUCAAAAGUAUCGCCUUUCCAGUAAAUGCCAUUGACGCUACUCGCCACAAUGGGCUGCGCGUUGGAACACUCUGGGUCCACGCAAACACCCCAGACGAGCCUGAAGAAGCCAUUGAUUCCCGGGGCUGGACGCUUCAAGAAUCCCUCCUCUCGCCGCGGAUUUUAUACUUUGGCUCCAAGGACAUCAUAUGGAAGUGCCAGGCAAAGCCGUUCCAGCCCGUCGUCGGGUGGCAUAACCUCUACAAGGCCGAGGGCAUGAAGCGGCUGCCUUCGACGAUAUUUGGCCUUGCGCUGCCCAGCACCCAGUCCCCGUUGGGCCACUGGCCGCACAUCAUGUCCGAGUAUUCCAGGCGCAAACUAAGUUUGGACGUGGACAACUUCCGUGCCAUAGGCGGCAUCGCAGAGGAGCUUCAGAAGGCAUCGGGCGAUACAUAUAUUGCCGGGCUGUGGAAGAAUGACAUGGCCAAGAGUCUCGCGUGGUUCCGGACGGAUAGAAUUGUGCCAAAACCCGCAAAUGAUGCCCCUUUGAAACGGCCGACAUGGUCUUGGCUCACUACUCUGUUCCCGGUUGGACAGAUUGGCAUCGAAGCAGAUGCGAGCGGCGACGAGACAGUCCAAGUCUUAAGCUGGUCUGUAGAAUUGGCGGAUAAGACUGCCCCAUUUGGCCAUGUCAUUGGGGGAGCUCUAGAACUGUCUGGCCAAGUGAUCCGGGCAUCAGAUAUACCGCUGGCCGUGAUUUCUUCCAUGACGGUGAUGCUGGACGCCGGGGUACGCGACGAAGAUGAUGAGCAGGCGGGCAGGUUCGUAGGCGACGAGUACUACUAUAUGCUCCUGGGGAGUUGUGGGGAGGGCAAGGACAGAAUCAUUAUGCUGCUGCGGGAACUAGAAGAUGGGACUGUGGUGAGAUGUGGCAUUGCGCAUUUGACUGCGAAUACGGCGCUAGCUAUAUGGGAGACGGGCAAGGUUCGGAGGACAAAGGUCACUCUGAUGUAG